UCCAAGUGUCCACACGCCCAGAACCGCCGCCACCCGCCGUCGUACGCCAGCUACAGCAACUCCCGUCCCGUCGCGCUUUCUCCAGGCCGCGCCGACGUUCGCCGCCCGCCGCGCGUUCUCCAAUCUCCAGCAACGCCGACCUUGUUCGGCUGUUCACCUGGCCACGCGGACCAACACCACGCCUCCCCAGCCCGCUCUGGAUGAUGAUGGGGCUCUCAGAAGGGGAGAAGCACUUCAUCCACGGUGGCAUUGCACAAGACAUUCGCACUGAUGGGCGUAGGCGACUGCAAUUCCGGGCCCUUUCUGUCCAGACUGGAGUCAUCCCACAGGCGAAUGGCUCAGCGCGUGUUAGAUUGGGGGUCACCGAAAUAAUUGCUAGUGUCAAGGCUGAACUGGGAAAACCAAGCAUUCUUCAUCCUGACAAAGGAAAAGUUUCAAUUUUUGUUGACUGUAGUCCAACAGCUGAGCCUAUGUUUGAGGGUAGAGGUUCUGAGGAAUUGUCCGCUGAGCUCUCUGCUGCCCUGCAAAGAUGCUUGCUAGGUGGUAAAAGUGGUGCAGGUGCUGCAAUUGAUCUGUCGUCCCUAAUUGUUGUUGAGGGAAAGGUCUGUUGGGAUCUGUACAUUGAUGGGCUUGUGGUCAGUUCUGAUGGGAAUUUGCUAGAUGCGCUAGCUGCUGCAAUAAAGGUUGCUCUGAGUGAUACUGGUAUCCCAAAAGUUAAUGUUUCUGUUAGUGCUGCAUCAGAAGAGGAGCCCGAGGUCAAUGUAAGCGAUGAGGAAUUUCUGCAGUUCGACACCUCCGGUGUGCCUGUUAUAAUUACAUUAACCAAGGUGGGUCGGCACUACAUUGUUGACGCCACCUCAGAGGAAGAAUCCCAGACGAGUUCUGCAGUGUCGGUGUCCGUCAACAGGCACGGCCAAAUAUGCGGGCUUAGCAAGAGGGGAGGUGCAGGGCUGGACCCAAGCGUCAUUUUGGAUAUGCUAUCUGUCGCCAAGCAUGUGAGCCAGCAGUUCAUCUCUCUCUUGGAUUCAGAGAUAGCUGCCGCCGAAGCUGAAGUGGAAGAGUAAAGAAACAAAAAAGAGCGGGCAGAUGUGGCGCCGUCUAAUUGCGAAGUACUAUUCAUGUAGGAGUACUCGCUUUGGAUCUAAGUAUGAGUUCAUUUGAACUUGUUGACGUCGUCCACUAAAAUGAUGGGAGCGAACACGGGCACUGCAGAAGCUGACGAUUUGUCCGGCCCACUUUCUCCAGUUUACUGGUCUACUGGUGUUGCUUCUCAUGAAACGAACAUACACAGUCGGGGGUUACUGCAUUAUUAAUCUCUGGUGAAUUCCCGACGCGGGGAUUUAGUCUAAAACUGAUGUAAGAAUUAAUUGACGGCAUAGGGAUUUUGAGGAUGGAAUGUGCACAUUUGGAACACAGACACAUGUUGCACAUCAGUCCAAUUUGGUGGAAGAAACAUUGAAUCAAUAGACGCUAAGAGCAUGCCGACAGUUUAUCAAUUCCACCCCUCGUCCUCAUAAAACUGCCGCAUUGACAGAGAUGCCUCACCUUUUCUUCUCCAGCAGUCCCUCGAUAACUGGAAUGAGAUCAUCCCUCAUCUUAGCCCACCUAGGUCCUGCC
Molecule: messenger RNA, 1617 nt
Organism: Sorghum bicolor (sorghum)
Lineage: Eukaryota; Viridiplantae; Streptophyta; Magnoliopsida; Poales; Poaceae
Product: exosome complex component RRP42
Exons: 8
Coding region: 201-1064 (287 amino acids)
Biological process (GO): U1 snRNA 3'-end processing; U4 snRNA 3'-end processing; exonucleolytic trimming to generate mature 3'-end of 5.8S rRNA from tricistronic rRNA transcript (SSU-rRNA, 5.8S rRNA, LSU-rRNA)
Cellular component (GO): cytoplasmic exosome (RNase complex); nuclear exosome (RNase complex)
Source: RefSeq, a predicted model, not a curated record